Messenger RNA from Chroicocephalus ridibundus (black-headed gull), 5513 nucleotides. RefSeq names its product retention in endoplasmic reticulum sorting receptor 1 (gene RER1). Gene Ontology annotation, biological process: retrograde vesicle-mediated transport, Golgi to endoplasmic reticulum; protein retention in ER lumen. Bases 2473 to 3063 code for a protein of 196 amino acids. Gene Ontology annotation, cellular component: Golgi membrane. The transcript has 7 exons. NCBI's taxonomy places the organism in Eukaryota, Metazoa, Chordata, Aves, Charadriiformes, Laridae. The record is from RefSeq and is a predicted model, not a curated record.
CCUUCACAGGCCCUCCUCACCUCAGCGGGCCUCGCUCGGGUCCUCUCCGUUUGGUCUCUGUGCCGAUACAGCGCCGUUCUCCUGCGCUCUGAGUGUCCCCACAGCGUUGCCUCAGGCCCCCCGCGUUUCUCUGGGGCCGCGCUCGGGGUGCGGAGAGCCCCCAGGGGCCGGGCAGCUGCUGCUGCUGAGGCAGCCGCCAGUUUCCGACAGGCCGGGCCGCCGUUGUAAUGGAUAAAAUCAAACAGCGCCUUUUUUAGAGUUAAAAACCAGUUUGCACAACGAACGGAGUAUUUUCCUGUGGUUGUCCAUUCACCUUGUUGUUGAUAAAUUGCUUUAGUGUGUUGCUCUUCAAAGGCGUUUCCACUGCGAGAUAAGGAAACUUGCAUGAGCAGGAAGGUGUUUUUGCUAGUUAUGUGCUUCAUUUCUGUUUUAAAUUUAAGAAUGAUCAUGAUCAGAGAGUUGUCUAAAAAUUCUGUACGUCUUUGUAUGUAAUGAAGUGAGGCUUAAGUUAAUAUGUCUUUACAGCCCCAGGUCCUGUCUUUUUUAAGAACUUGGCGAUGCAGUGGUAUUUGUAAUGAUGUUACCAUAACAAUUGUGGUAAAAGGCAUAAUUGUUGAAGGUCAUACAUUUGCCUACUUGGUAUUUUUCAGCAGAGAAAAACGUUUUAAUAUGGUUUAGUUUUAGUACCAGUCUGUAUUCUGCUAGUAGCAAACUAUUCAAUUGUUAUAUUAAUCUUUGUAUAUCUUUCUAAUUAUUGGCUUUACUGAAGUGGCUGAAGGGUUAUCGUAACUCGUUAUGCUGAAUAGUAAAGUCUUAUGUUACUUAUGAAAGAGGGUUUGCUACUGUUUAGAUUUAAUUAUUCCCUUAAACCAAUCAGAUCUGACUAGGGUUCUUAACUGUAAACUACCUUCAAAGCAAUGCCAAUGACUGCUUUUCUUGAUAAUAGUCUAAUUACAGAUGUUCUUUAUGAAAAUGUUUUCAUGUGAUAAAAAAUAUUAACCUAAAUUCUAAACUAUGUCACGUGAUAUACUUCAGUCUAUGCUACUUAAACUGAGCCAGUGAGAGGUUUCUUUUCAGUAAAACAGACAGCGUUGGUUGUAUUUCUUGGUCUCGUACGUAAUCACAUACAGUGUAAUUUUUUACACCAAGACAAUUGCCUACUCCGUCAUAAAGCCAUCAGUAGCCUUAGAUAUGUGAAUCUUCACUUGAUCUGCAUAGGUUAACAUUUAAAAGAUUGUAAUGUUAGGUCUACUUAUAGCCCGUAUCGCUAUGGAUGUCUCUGUAAAAUUAAUUUUGAGAACAUGGGAGUUUUUAUGUUUGUGAUCUUCAGAGAGUUUCUAUCUGAUCAAUAGAUUGAAUAUAUUUUUGUUAUGGUUUUAUACUUCAGGACAUUUCAAAAAAAACCUCAAAAUAAAGCACAAAAUUAUGCUCAGCUAAUAAUGCUGAGUAACUUCUUCCUUCUGCAGUGCAGUGAAUGGGGAGAAUAAUAAUUACUUCCUUUUGCCUGUAAUGAAAAAGUCCAUAUCUAUAUUGUAUGAGUUUCUAUUUGAUUUUUUUUUUUUUUAGCUAUAGCUUGAAUCAAAGUGGACUGAAGCUCCUGAAGCCUCAUAAUGAAUCCCCUUAUCUCUUGAAGUGGAACAGGACUCCCUUUUUCUACUUACUAAUUAUUCCAUAGGAUGUAGUUUUCAGAUGUUUACAGAAAGAAAUGUACAACUUCAAGGUUCUGUGCCUCCCCGGAUUGUCCUCGGUCUCAAAUUAUUUUCUGUAUUGCAGUAUUUAAGAUAACUUACACUUUUCUCAUUUAGUAGUAUUUCAUAUAUCUUUAUUAUCAUCUGAGGCUCUUGAGAUAUUAAUAUAGAGCUGAAAGUACUCCCACUAUCCCAGAGUUAUGUAGUCCCACCCACAGAUGGGGACUCCAGGAAGUAAAGUCAGGGAUUGCUUUUGGUGAUGUGGCAAAAAUGUUUCUGUUGAGGAUCUGUUUUAUUUUGUUUGCUUUAUAUCUUGAAGUGAACUGUAAAACUUAGUUGAGCUUAACUGAAAAGAAAAAUAAAGAUCUUAAAUUGGUAGCAGAAGCAUGUACUAAAAAAUAAUUCCCUUCGUUUUUUUUUACUUGACUUCAGAACCAUGGCCCUUUUACUAUACAGUUUUGCUCAUGCGUAAAACUUUUCUGUGACUGCUAAGCUUUUUGAGUUCAAGAGAUAGAUAAACUCAUUGAAUAUUUCUAGCAGUGGGCAGUGAUUUGGUUUAGGUACUUACGGUAGAGUUUUCAUCUGUAACCACUGGUGUACAGAGUCCUGAACUUAAACUUCUUCACUAUCUAGUUACUCAAUAAUUAAAAAUCCUAAGCAGCUUUUAAAAAAAUAUUUAUUUUAGUUUUGUUCUUUGCCUCUAGAAACUGAGGUGACAGGAGGGUGGUGCUGCAGUUCGUAUCUCAGUGCUUAGAUGUUAUAACUCCUGCCUUAUCAAGCAACCAUGUCAGAAGGGGACAGUAUUGGUGAGUCUGUGCAUGGAAAGCCUUCUGUGGUCUAUAGAUUUUUCUCAAGACUUGGACAGAUCUACCAGUCCUGGUUAGACAAAUCUACUCCAUAUACUGCAGUGCGAUGGAUUGUAACUUUGGGUCUGAGUUUUAUCUACAUGAUUAGAGUUUAUUUACUGCAGGGUUGGUACAUUGUGACAUAUGCCUUGGGAAUCUACCAUCUAAAUCUCUUCAUAGCUUUCUUAUCGCCAAAGGUAGACCCCUCUUUAAUGGAAGAUUCAGAUGAUGGUCCUUCCUUACCUACAAGGCAAAAUGAAGAAUUUCGGCCUUUCAUUAGAAGGCUCCCAGAGUUUAAAUUCUGGCACUCUGCCACUAAAGGCAUCCUGGUUGCUAUGGCAUGUACGUUCUUUGAGGCUUUCAAUGUUCCUGUUUUUUGGCCAAUCCUUGUGAUGUACUUCAUUAUGCUAUUUUGUAUCACGAUGAAGAGGCAAAUCAAGCACAUGAUAAAGUACAGAUAUAUACCCUUCACACACGGCAAGAGGAAAUACAAAGGGAAAGAAGAUGUGGGAAAGACCUUUGCUAGCUAGAAGAUGCAAUCAACCUGUUGACCAAUUCUACUUCUAACUAAAGGAACGAUUUUGAGCCAUUGUAACAAUGCCUUUUUUCUUCAUAAAAAAAUGAUUGAGUGGUGACAAAGCAGUUGAAUUUUCAUUUUAAGAGGAUCUCGCUAUUUUUAUCUGAAAUAUCAGUUUCUUGAAGAAACUGGCAUUCUAACCAAAUUGCAUUGAGUUUAUUAUCUUUUGUAAGAAGUUGGAGAAACUUUGGAUAAUCCCAUGGAUUUGGGAUAAUGUAUUUUGUUCAAGAUCCAUUGCACUGGAGAGAUUAAUGGCUUAGAGUUGGAUAUUUUUACAUAGUUCUCUUGCUCAGUAUCACCCUGAAGUGCUGUGCACGUAUAUGGAGGAAAAAUGUAAGAUGGCACACAUGAUGCUGUUUUCUGCUUCAUGGCUGUGUGCUAUUUUCAUAGAAAAAUUCAGUAGACCUAAAUAGAUGCAGAACUUAAGCCAGUUUCCUAAAUGCAUGGUAUUACUGAGUUUAACCAACCAAAUAUAUAUAGGAGUAAGAAAAAAAUACUCAUAUAGCUUCUAAAGCAAGUCAUUUGUGUUGGGUUUUAAUGCCAGUUUCACCAUUACAUCUCUUAGCAGAUGCUAAAAUUGGACUCUCUCAUGAUCACUCAAAACUGUGCUCAAACUCUAUCACAAUUUCCUUUGAGGACCUGGAAUUAUAAAAAUAUAUAUUUUAAUUGUUAUUAGUUGGAGUUUCUUUCAUACUUAAGGGUUUCUUCAUUAAUUUAAGCUGACUUUAUGCAGCCUUUUCAGAAUAUACCCAAAGUGGUCACAGCAGACAAACCGUGUGGGUUUUAACACAGCUUUUCAUUUUCUAUGGGGAAAAAAAAAAAGAGAGAUAAAUGACCUGCAUGUAAACUUUUUCAUGUGAUACAACUGCAGUUUUAUUAAGUGACUUUUUAAUUCCAAAAUUUAUUAAAAGACAGUGUCCCCCUUUACUUGUUCUCUAUCUUUAUAUACCUAUAUUGAUCUAACAGUAUUUAUAGCUCCUUUUCAAUAAUGGUUACCCUCAAUUUGUCUUCAUGCAAUGCCUUUUCAACUCUUCAGGGAGCAUUCACUUGCAGAAAGUAGGAAAAGAUUAGCUCUUUGAAGAUUCUGAAUGGAGAAUAGUGGCAACUUCAACAGACACCUAAAUGGAAAAUGUAUGUAGGAACCCUUUCAUCUAAUUUUGUCAAAUGAAGUCAUUAUGGAGCUCUGGAAUUCAUCCUACAGUAAUCCUGGGAAAAUUACAGGUAGUUUUAGUUCACAUUGACCUGUUGUUUUUUGUUUGUGUGUGUUUGGUUUAUUAGCAGUGUGGAAACUAGUAAUGUCAAAACUUAAAAUGAUGGAAACACAGUAUCAAGAAACAGCCUUAUGAAAGUACCAGUCACGGUUGCUUGCAGUUCAUUGCCUAAAAAUCUGAAAGCCCUGAUUUGGAGAAGCUGUCUUCAGGUUUGCUGGAGUUUCUGAAUAACAUGGGAAAAUCAGGGAGAAACAUACAAUGUUCGUUAUGUUUGUUAACAUUAAAUUUAGCAAGUGGGAUGACUCCUACUAAACAACAGAGUGUUAAUGACAUCCGUUGCAAAUCAGACAUUUUUAUCUCCACUUAAUUUCGAACUUUAGUGGCUGUUUGAGAUUAAUGCCUUAUCCUUCUCUAGGUAGGUACGGAUGCUCUACAUCCAGUAGGAUUAACAGUUUUCAAAUAUGGAUUGUAGAUGAUGUUGGGACAAUGGUAUAGUUCCCUAUCUGACUCUUGGCAACAGCCAGACAAGUUUGAUGGCAUUCUGUUAAACUUUGCUCUAUUUUUAUCACUUACGAGUGCUAAAAAUAAAUUACCCUUACAGAAUGCAUGAAAAACUUGGCUUGGCAACUUCACAGUCAUCGGUUGCUUCAUAUUUGUUUUUAUGUGCAACUAAAUUCCUUACUAUUGUCUUAGUAAAGAGAUCAGGCAGUGAUUUCCUUAGGUAGUCAUGUUUUGAUUCAUGAUACGGACUGGUUUUCUUCUACUGUUGCCUUGACACUAUUAAAUAGGUGAGGGAUGCCUGAAAGUUUUCUGGUGUAAGAAAGGGAUGGUAUUGCAGCUCUGAAAAGCACUUUUGUACAGUAACGAUGAAGUGUUCGCAUAGUUACCAGCAACUAUUUUUUAUUCCAUUUAUAGAUAUGAUGAAAAGUUAAACUAAUUUUAUUGGUGUUUUUAUGACAACACUUGGAGAUUUAAUUGUUAACUGGCUAACCACAAUCUCUGCAGUAGAAAUAACCAUCUUAAAAGAAAUGCUCUUACUGUAGCACACCUCCCUCUGCCGCCCCAAGUCCAUAUUCAGUGCCACUUGUGAAAGAUUUAUUGAAACUGUAACUCAUGAUCCAGAGCGGAUCAUCUGGCUUUUUCUCCCCAUCUGUAUUUAAAGAAUACAAAUAAAUUCUUCUUGUACAUUUUC